Molecule: messenger RNA, 485 nt
Organism: Onthophagus taurus
Lineage: Eukaryota; Metazoa; Arthropoda; Insecta; Coleoptera; Scarabaeidae
Product: fatty acid-binding protein-like
Source: RefSeq, a predicted model, not a curated record
UUUAUGAGAAAUUAAAGUCAUUUCUAAAAAAUUGUAAAAUGGUUCAAAUCGCUGGAAAAUACACUCACGAUCGAAAUGAAAAUUUCGAGGCUUACAUGCAAUCUUUUGGUCCUUUAGUUACUCCCGAAGUAAUAACCCAAUACGUAAACUCAAAACCAACGAUCGAAGUUAAAUUGGACGGUAAUAAUUGCACAAUUUCUAGUUCUGGAGGUCAAACGCAAAGUUUUACAUUUGGGCAAGCUUACAAAGAUGAUCUUUUCGCCGGUCACGAUAUUGAGAGCACAGCAACUUUGAAUGGAAAUAAAAUUGAAAUUAAAACUGUUAGUAAGAAAUCUGGAAAUAGCGGUGCCAGAAUUUACGAAUUUUCAGAUGAAGGUUUAGUCAUUCAUUACACAGGUGGUGUUGAAGCGAAAAGAUUCUAUAAACGCGCUUAAAAAUGAUUUAAAACUUCAAUAAAAUGUUAUAAAUAAAUUUUAACAUAAUAA